AUGGCUGCCGACGACUCCAAAGAUGACGCAGCUGAGCUUUCCGCCCUCGAUUACGCAGUCCUGGAUCUCCAGCCCGGCGUUGCAGAGUCCGAUAUCAAAAGCACCUAUCGCAAAAAGUCCAUGCUCAUCCAUCCUGAUAAAACGAAGAACCCACAGGCCCCGGAUGCAUUCGACCGUCUGAAGAAAGCCCAAACAGAACUCAUGGAUGAGAAGCACCGGGAGAGACUAGACGAAGCCAUUGCCGACGCGCGAAUGCUCCUCAUCCGCGAAAACAAGUGGACAGUGGACAGCCCCGAACUAAAGACCGACGACUUCGCCAAAAAGUGGCGCGAAAAGUCCAAAGAGGUCUUGAUUGACAACGAGCACCGUCGCCGGCGGCAGAUGAGGGCGCAAAUGCAAGAGGAAGGUCGCGAGCAGCGUAAGCAGGACGCCGAGUUGGAAGAAAGGAAGCGCAAGAGGCAGCAUGAACAGGAAUGGGAGUCGACAAGAGAUGAGCGCAUCAGCAGUUGGAGAAAUUUCCAGAAGGGCAAGUCUGGGGGCGAUGGGGAGAAGAAGAAAAAGAAGAAGCUGAAGCCUAUAGGUUGA
Messenger RNA from Metarhizium acridum CQMa 102, 585 nucleotides. The record is from RefSeq and is a predicted model, not a curated record. NCBI's taxonomy places the organism in Eukaryota, Fungi, Ascomycota, Sordariomycetes, Hypocreales, Clavicipitaceae.